Choloepus didactylus (southern two-toed sloth) is the source of this 225-nucleotide messenger RNA. RefSeq names its product small integral membrane protein 15-like. The transcript has a single exon. The coding region runs from base 1 to 225 and encodes 74 amino acids. NCBI's taxonomy places the organism in Eukaryota, Metazoa, Chordata, Mammalia, Pilosa, Megalonychidae. The record is from RefSeq and is a predicted model, not a curated record.
AUGUUUAAUAUAAGGGCAUGGGCUGAAUAUGUUGUGGAAUGGUCUGCAAAGGACCCAUAUGUUUUCCUUAUGACAGUGAUUUUGACCCUUACUCCAUUGUACUUAGCAAGUGCUGUAUUGUCCUGGAAAUUGACAAAGAUGACUGUGGCCAGAGAAAAAGAGCAGAAGGAGAAGCAAAAACAUCAAGAAAAUAUUGCAAAAGCCAAACUAGUGAAAAAGGAUUGA